Messenger RNA from Bactrocera tryoni, 11036 nucleotides. RefSeq names its product cubilin homolog. Lineage: Eukaryota; Metazoa; Arthropoda; Insecta; Diptera; Tephritidae. The transcript has 22 exons. Gene Ontology annotation, molecular function: calcium ion binding. Bases 1 to 10956 code for a protein of 3651 amino acids. The record is from RefSeq and is a predicted model, not a curated record.
AUGUGCAUUAGAAAGUGUUUCAUAUCGUUGUUAAUAAUUGUGAAGAUAUUUAGUACCGCUAGUGAUGAAUUCAGUGAACAGCCUCAAAUUCAUGCCAAUGAUGGAAAAUUGAUAUUUCGUGCGGCGCCUUAUCGAAAUAUCACACUUCGCGUUAAAGGUGAAGGAGGCAUUUUUCUUAACUCAGUGAAUAUUCUAAAUAAAGUGAAAAAGAAAAGGACACAACUCGGGCCGAUUCAAAACGAAGAUGUGUUAACUGCCGAACGUCUGCGUGCAUUAUUAGCCACAUUCAAAUCAGAUUUGCAAUCGCUGGGCGUACGUUAUGCCAUCUUGCAAAAUCGGACACGGGGCCGUGGUCUGUCAAUUGAUAUACGCCGUACUUCGGGGCGUUUACAACGGGUUCAAACUCGAAUCACGCAAAUCGAGAACAUUAUUCUGAAAAAUGAGUGCGAAGAUAAGAGUGACAAUGGUACGAAGUGCAAGAAUGGUGGUACCUGUUACGAUGGCUACAACAACUUUCACUGUGAAUGUCCAAAUGGAUGGUCUGGAAAAACGUGCGAAGAAGAUGUGGACGAGUGUUAUUUAUUUGCGGGUACCGAUUUGGGCUGCCAAAAUAACGGAGACUGUAUUAAUACUUUAGGAAGUUUUAGUUGCUCUUGUCGUAACGGAUUUUAUGGCUCGCAUUGCCGGAUACGUAAAGCCGUUUGCGAGGAAUCUGGCAAUGAAGAACUAUGUGGUCAUGGAACAUGCGUUUAUGCGAAUAACGAUGCUGGUUACUCAUGCAUCUGUGAUCAGGGCUGGACUAAGAAUAAAGUAGUGCCUGAGGCUGCCUGUAAUAUAGACAUAAACGAGUGUGAAGAAGCAACAAAUCCCUGCCAUAGUGAAUGCAUCAAUUUACCGGGUAGCUUCAAAUGUGCUCCGUGUCCCAUUGGCUAUACUGGGAAUGGUCUUUUUUGCUCUGAUAUUAAUGAAUGUUCUACUGAUAACGGCGGAUGCAGCAUUCGACCGAAAGUGUCGUGUAUUAAUACAGAGGGAUCAUAUCACUGCGGCGAGUGUCCAGUGGGUUGGAAAGGUGAUGGAAAAAUAUGUGAAAACACUGCUCCAGAAAGUUGUGAUUCCAAAAACAUAUGCUUUACCGGCGCUAAAUGUGAAUAUAUUUCAAAUACAGUCGUCUGCACCUGCCCACCGGGUAUGUACGGUCAUGGAUUUGGUUCUGCUGGCUGCAGUUUACAGUUAUUAACCGAUCCUUGUACGAAUCAUUCAUGUCAGAAUAAUGCAACUUGUGAAGUGGUGGGAAGCGGUACACGAUGCUUUUGUGAACCCGGCUUUAUGGGUCCCACAUGUGAUAAGCCCGAUGCAUGUCAAUCUAGUCCGUGUCAAAACGGUGGCACCUGUGCUCUUCUGCUAAAUAAUAAAUACCGCUGCUCCUGCCCGCGUGGAACCACCGGUCCAAACUGCGAAAUAGUUAGAAGUUUUUGUGGAUCCAUAAUACAACAAAGUACGGGCAUGUUAUCUUACCCUCCGAAUGGUGGGGAAUACCUGUCAAAUGAACGAUGUGCCUGGAUAAUACGCACCAAUAUUUCUCAAAUAUUAAAUGUCACCUUUAGUAGAUUUGAUGUGGAACCAGCUACGGAUUGCAACAAAGAUUGGCUACAAUUACACGAUGGCCGUUCCUUAGCUUCAAGACUGAUUGGGCGCUUUUGUGGAAACUCUUUACCUCUGGGCGGCAAUAUAAAAACUUCGCAACGUGCGCUGUUUUUCUGGUUUCGUUCUGAUAAUGAAACGACUGCCGCCGGUUUCAAUUUAACUUGGAAUUCAAUAGAUUAUAUUUGUGGAGGAGUGAUCAAUGUCAAAGAAGAAAGUGGAAUAAUACGAUCGCCGGGUUAUCCAGGAAAUACGCCGCCUAAUCGAGAGUGCGAAUGGAAAUUGAGUGCGCCAUAUGGCUAUCGAUUCCUUUUACGAUUUUUUGAAAUUAAUUUGGGUAGUACCAGAGAUAAUAACUGCACCAGAGAUAAAGUGCUUAUAUACGAUUCGGACUUAUUAUUAAGAUCAAUAUGUGAACCAGCUCUGAUAGAACCAUUGCACUCUUCUUCCAACGUCAUCCAACUACAAUUUCAUACGGAUGCCCUCGGUACAGAUAGCUCAUUUCAGUUGCACUACGAAGUUGUCCCGACUGCACCCAACUGUGGCGGCAUAUUUACGGAGCCCGCAGGCGUCAUUGCCGGCUACAUUAACGGCCGCAUUUGUUCGUAUUUAAUACAACAACCAAUUGGCACAAAAAUUCAGCUAGAUUUUACAAAUAUCAAUCUCGUCAAAUCCGAAGGUUGUUACAUACAAAAAAUAGAAAUCUUCGAUGGGAAUACAGAUGAAGCCAAUCUUCUCAAAAGCCUUUGCGGCAAUCAGGAAGGUAUUGAGCCACUAACAUCCAGCGGCAACAUGAUGCUAAUACGUUAUGAAUACCUUUUGCCAUCAUUCAGUCUACCAAAGAGCUUCGAAGUGCAAUAUAAAAGGGUUUGCAAUGAGGAAUUUACAUUCGCUGACGGAGGCUUUCUCACAACACCCAACUAUCCAAAGUCGUAUUAUGAGCACAUGGAAUGCUCUUUUAUCAUACGAGGGCCAGUAAACACCGUUGUACACAUUAAUUUUACGGACUUUUCGAUAAGUAAAGAUAAUGCACAUCAGGAGUUAAACGACACUUCCCUAUCCUUGCUGAGCAAUACUACAACUUUCAGUGCUGACGAAACGUUUGUUGAUGUUUACUUGUCGAAUAACAAUAAACGUCGCUAUUAUGAAGGCACAUUCCUCCAUCUGGUAUCGGAGAAGAAUGUUUUGCGCAUAGUUUUUCAUGGCGGCAGCAAUCAACAAAAGGGGAGAGGCAUACGCAUUGAAUAUUAUUUUGAAAAAAUUAAUUGCGGCGGCAUUUUAACAGAAGACAGUGGCCGAAUCCAACAUUUGUCAAUGGCCCAUCCGGCGGCACAGGACUGCGAAUGGGUGAUCGAAGUGCCACAAGGAAAACACAUUCAACUGAAUGUACAUUUUCAACAUUGGAAUAUAUUCAAAUGCGAUGCAGGCGAUACAGAUGUUGAAAUUUAUGCCAACGAUACCUCCACCGAAGGUCAACUUUUGAUGAGUUUUUGCCAGCAAUCAAAAACUUUCAAUGAAUCAUUCCUUGCGAAGACUAUUACUGUAAUCCUACAUAUGAGUCGCAAGAUACGUUCUCUUGUCAAUCUUGUGGUCGAUUUUAAAUCAAUUGAUAACAGUGCAGCUUGUGGCGGGAAUUUCACAGCGAGAUACGGAGUUCUCAAAACACCAUCCUGGCCGAAUAAUUACGAUGAUUCAAUGGAUUGUACAUGGGUCAUUAGUGCUCCAUUAGGUCACAAAAUAGAACUUGUCGUACAAAAUUUCAGCGUAGAAACAACAUCAGAAAUUUGUAAUGAUGAUUAUUUAGAGAUCAGAAAUGGUAAAAGCUCAACAUCCCCUUUGAUUGGCAAAUUCUGCGGAAGUACAAUUCCCGCACGUUUACCAUCCUUUACAAAUUACCUUUAUCUUCAUUUCGUUUCCGACUCAUAUAUAUCCGAUAAGGGCUUCUUUAUUACAUGGCAGCAAACCGAAACCGGUUGUGGUGGCAAACUAAAUUCGUACACGGGCUCCAUACAUUCUCCUCAUAAUUCGGAUGUAAAUGCUGGAACCGUGUCUUGUGACUGGCUAAUAACUGUAGCUAGAGGAUCAACAAUAACAGCACAUGUCACAGUUGUCGAAGACGACUCGGAUUUAUGCAGCCAAAAUCUUCUAGCUGUAUACGACGGACGAACUGUAAACAGUCCGCAAUUAAAAUUCAACUGUACGAACAUUGGUAGCGCUGUUCAGUUAACAACUACUUCAAAUCAGGCUUUAAUAAUUUACAACUUCGAUAAGAGUGAUGUUGAGAAUGGCUUGCAGUUCUUCAUCGAUUACGAGACUAACUGUAAUGCUAAACUGGAUAACUUACAAGGCGUAAUCGAAUCACCGAACUUUCCUGACAACUAUCCGCCAAACUUAAAUUGUUUUUGGGAUGUACACGGCGGUCAAAACAAUAAAUUUCAAUUGAUAUUUUCGCAUUUAAACGUUGAAAUGCGAGAUGAAAGUUGCGAUUUCGACUUUGUGGAUGUUAUUGAUUUGCGCAACGAAGACAUACUAUCCAAGCAGCAUUUGUGUUCGACUCCUCAUAGAUCCAUCACAACUGAAGGAAAUCGGUUCCAAGUCAAAUUUGUUACCGAUUAUUCUGAGCAUGCGAUAGGUUUUAGGCUGGAGUACAAACGGAUCGGUUGUGGCGAUAAAUUGUCGGCGAAUUAUGGUAGCAUACAGUCACCUAAUGCUCCGUAUAGCAUCGAUAUGAACUGUGACUGGUACAUUGAAGUUCAAGCAGGAAGAAAAAUUAUCCUUAACUUCCAUGAAAUACAUAUUGAAACUGAACGAGGUGACUGCAUUGAAGAUGGUAUUAUUGUUUCAGAUGAAAAGAAUUCCACCACUAACCUUUUAAAGGAGUGUCGUAUAGAUCAAGUUCCCGUUACAAUAACAUCACCGGCAAAUCGCCUGUACAUUCAUUUUUUUACAAGUAAUACAAGGUCGAGAAAGUAUAUUUCAGCCACAUAUAACACUCUAGAUGCCUCAUGUGGUGGAACCUUCCGCGGUAAUAGCGGGCAAAUCAAAUACCCGACCAAUUCGGAUGUCUCUGGUAUAAAUACAGAAUGUGUAUGGCAAAUCGUAGUAGAUAACAGUUAUGGAAUAAAUCUUGUUUUUGACACAUUUAAUAUCAGUUGUAGCGGUACAUUUUUAAGUGUCUGGAAGCCACUUGAUAGUAGAGAUCAACUUAUACAAAAAACUUGUGGAAGCAUAUUACCCGAGAGCAGAUGGAUACAAAGUAAUCGUCUGAAAGUGGUUUACAAAGCGAGUGCAGAUGGUUGGGGAAUAUUUUCCUUCAAAUUCAAGCGGGCAUGUGGAGGCUAUUUGAAUGAUACUUCUGGUUACAUAAAGGCGCGUUGGGAUGAAAAUUGUGAAUGGAAAAUUGAAUCCGAAAACUCAAAGAUUUUUCUCAAUAUCCUCCAUUUAGAAUGUGAUUGUUCGAAGCAAACCAAUUGUACAAACGGCUUGAAAUUAAUAGAUGGAAAUGAUGAAAGCAAAUUAAAUGAAUUUUGCGACAAUCAUCAGUCCAAUAUCGUACUAUCAACAAGUGCUUUGUAUAUUUAUGCCACAAAAAUUGAAUUUAGCGCGAAAUAUAGUAUAGUACAAAGUUCAUGUGGCGGCACCCUUACAUCGAUUCGAGGCAUAUUGACUUCACCGUACUAUCCUCAGUCCUAUCCAUCAAAUGUUGAAUGCGUUUGGGAAAUUAAAGCGUCCUCAGGGAACUACCUUGAGCUGGAUAUUAAUGAAAUGGAUAUUGUAGAAUCCGAAAACUGUAACCAAGACUUCUUGGAAAUACGACAGAAAAACGAGCUUGGCAAUAUUGUCAAAUUAUAUUGCUCUAAUGAAACCGUGGCGGAGAAACUCAUAAUAUUUGAGAGAGCAUGGAUCAAAUUUCGCAGUUCAGAAGGAAACACGGCGAGGGGCUUUAAGUUACAGUGGAAUUAUGCUCACAACAAUGAACUAAACAGCAGCGUGGGUUCAAUAGAGGCGCCUCCGCUAAGUUCCAUUCGUAAUCAGGAACCAUACACUUGGAGAAUUUUAAUGCCUAGAGGAAGAUUUAUUUCUAUUGACUUCAAAGAGUAUAAUCGGGGUUUGAGGCUAUAUGAUGGUUUCGAUGACUCGGCCUUAGAGAUACCGAUACCAAUUUCUCCCUGGCAAUACACAUCUAGCAGCAAUGUUUUAUAUUUAGUAAGUAAUAAUGAGGCGUUGGAAGCAUUUAAAAUCGAUUGGAAAAAUGUGAACAACACUGUCACACAAUCCAACCUAACUACAAACGAAUGCAACCAGACAUAUAUUCUAAGUUAUAUGAAUCGCUUGAAUAUAUCUUCACCUGGCUAUCCCAAAGAUUAUGCUAACGAUUUGAACUGCGAAUGGGUAAUAAAACCAGAAGAUCCUACGGAGCAUGUUGUUUUAAGCAUAUAUGACAUUAAACUAGAGCAGUACGCGCAAUCAGAUUACUUACGGGUCUUUUCAUCCUCAAAUUUAAGAAGCUGGCAUCAAGAACUAAACAUUUUUGAUAGCAGAAACAAAUCAAGUCUCAAGCCAAUUGAAGUUGUACAUGGAACUCCAUAUUUAAAAGUGGUAUUUCAUUCAGAUUAUAGCUUUAGUAAUACUGGUUUCACAUCUAUAGCAAGGACUGCUUGCGGAUCCAACAUGACCGCUUUAACAGGGCAAAUACUGAACAGAAGAGAGUUACGCUCCUGGAGUUCAAAUGCGCUUUGCACAUGGCACAUUGAAGCACAAGUUGGAAAGCGGAUCGUCUUGAACUUUAAUUUUGGGAACCGUGUAGUAUCGAAAACGCAGGCUUGCCGGCAGUACGCAGUUGUGUACGACGGUUUCGAUGAUAAUGCACCUAUAUUACCACCAGGUCGCAUAUGCAAUCAAGAUGGUCGAAACGUUAAAAAUUUGGGGUCUUCCACUAACCGAUUAACAAUAAAAUAUAACCUAAAUUGGACUAAUAUAUUUGAGAUGGAUCUUGAUUUCAAUCUAACUUAUCAACAAGUCGGAGGUUGUGAAAUGGAAAUACAACUAUCUCAUUACCUGCCUUCAGUCAAUAUAAGCUCACCUAACUAUCCCAAUGUACCGAACCCACAUACCGAAUGCAAUUGGCUUAUAGUCGGUCCCAUUGGCGAAACAUUGCAAGCAGAAUUCAUAAGCCGAUUUAGCCUUAAUACUCGGUAUUGUGACAAGGAAUUUGUUGAGUUUUUCGAUGGCUCCACUGAGUUAUCACGCAGUUUUGGGCGCUUUUGUACAAAACCACAACCGAUACGCUCCACAGGAAACAUUCUCCGUUUGCAUUACUUAACGGAUAUAAAUGAACCACGAAACGGCUUUCUACUCAAUGUUUCUAUAGCGAAUUGUGGAGGCAUUUAUACAAAUAUUCAAGGAGAAAUCUCGUCGAAAGAUUACCCUGCACCUGGUGCUUAUCCAAAACCCGACAUUUGUGAAUAUACAAUAAAAAUGCCACAUCCAUCAAGGAUACGUUUAAAUUUCAAUGAUCUUGAUUUACCAUUCAAUGCCAACAAUUUGAACCGUUCCGAUCGCAUAGAAAUUGUCACGUUGAGCGAGAAUCCCGAAACGAUCGCUGUUCUAUAUGGAAACGCUACGCUCAUGCCAAUCUUAGAAACCGAUUACAAUGUCAUAACGUUGCGGUUUAUAACAUUCCCUGGCAGUCAUUUACAUAGGGGAUUUAGAUUAAAAUUUCAACGGCUAUAUGGUGGUUGCUACCGCGACGUUGACAACGAGUCAGGUGUUUUAACAUACAAAACUCUGGAGCGAUCGCGUUUAUAUACAUCUUGCAGAUGGAAGAUUAGAGUUCCGAAGGGGCAACGAGUAUCCUUUCAAUUUGAGGAAUUCGAAAUGCAAAGUGUGGCCAAUAAUACAGAAAGAACGCCAGCUUAUCCUUUCGUAAGAACAAAAAUCUCAUUUUUCAAUGAUCUGGAAUUACUUUCAAAGAUUACCGAAAUUGAUGCAAACAACGUGAAUAUGUCCGAGAAAAUAGUCUCGUCCGAUAACUUGAUGUAUGUCCGUAUCGACAAUAACGGAUACCUGGCGCAAAUACGCAAAAUUCAAGCACGCUACAGCUCGAAUGAAGAAUCACCUUGCCCAAAAGACAUUAAAGAGCAGUUUGCUGGAAUUGUGGAUACUAACAACCUAGAACCGAACACAAAUUUCUUUUGUAACACAAAAUUUUCCCUAAACGGAUUUGAGACCAUAACAUUUAUUAUUAGGGAGCUUCAGAUUACCAGAAAUAACAAUAAUGGGAAUUAUGCCAUUCGUUUCAAUGACGAAAGAAUGCUGAUACCAUACAAAACGGUAAUCGCGAAUGUCAGUGAUACGAUGGUUUCGUUGUCAUCCAGAGGUGGCAUGCUUUCCAUUUUACAGAAUGAUGCAGUUAAGAUUAAACGAUUUUCAGCAAGCUUUUACCGCCAUUCCUGUGGCGGAAGUUUUGAUAUAUCUGAUGAUUUCAAUAUAGUGUUUCCUCCAGACGACUUUGAAUACAAUGGAGAUGGCAAGCCUGUUGAGUGUUCAUGGCUGAUCACAGGUGCUUCCGAAAGUCGUCCAUAUAAACUUAUUGGAAAUGUCAGCCUUAGUAACGAUUGUAAUAAGGAAUACAUCAGCGUUCAUUCCCUUAUGUCUUCGGAUCAACCACUAAUAGCGAAAAUAUGCCACAAUUCAACAGAAAUCACUGCUGGUAUUGACUUAAAGAAGCAUAUAAUAAAUAUAUUGUAUCAUUCAAGCGAUUAUAAGGCAAGCUCAUCAUCAAUUCAGUUAAAGACUGAAGCAUCAAUUGCCUGCGGCAUGAGAACGAUGGUUAGAAGUAAUUCGCCAACAAUUUCAGUAAAUUCGAAAAGUUAUCGAAACAAUGUCGAAUGCAGUUGGGAAUUUGAAGCAGGGUUUGGACUCUACAUGUUUUUGGAAUUCACUGGUAGAUUUUUUAUAGAAAAAUCUGAAAACUGUACAAAAGAUUAUCUUGAAGUAUUCACAUAUGACGAUGAAAUUUGGCAGCCGAAAGAAAGAUUUUGUGGGCGAGAGGUUCCUAGCAAAUUUAAUGCAACAUCGAAUCGCAUGCUUAUUGUAUUCCGCACUGAUAAUUCGACUACUGGAGAUGGAUUCAGUUUUAGCGUUUCAGCAUCGUGUUUAGCUACUUUCAAUGUUACCGACCAGGUGCAAAUAGUGCAUACGCCCGAUUUACGAAGCUUGCCCUACUCACGAUUUCAGUGCAGUUAUACAUUUUUAUCGAACUCCACAAAUGCAAUCAACUUACAAAUCAGAGAACAUUUCCCCUCUUAUGCUCGCCGACCACACUCUCCGCCGUGGUCAUGUUCAUUGGGAUCUUUCACGGCUUAUAAAAAAGAUACAGAUGGAAAUGAAAUUAAAGCCGGCGAAUAUUGUGAACCAACUGUGAUAACUGAAAAUCAUUAUUUGCGUUUAACCUCCAAUAUAUUCUACGAUUUCUUUUCGAUAUCUUAUCAAUUAAAUACAUGUGGCGGAAAUAUUUCUUCGUUUACAAUAAUUCGCCCACUGGCAGCACCAAAGGAAGAAGGGGACUUAUACGCACACAAUAUGAAUUGCGUCUGGAAUGUAAGGGCACCGACCGAUUACUCCAUAUUAGUACGUUUUAAAUAUUUUGAAAUGGAAGCGCACGACAAAUGCCAAUUGGAUUUUGUCGCCAUCAAUGCAGGCCCGGCUCCAAGAGCUGACAAUGAAAUAAUUAAGUUAUGUGGGAAUUUAAGUGGCGACCCGCCUCUGGUCUUAGUCGAUGCGAAUCGGGCUGUCAUCACAGCAGUGUCUGAUAGUAGCCUAGCAGAAAAAGGUUUUAUGGCUGAGGUGAUAUUUGUGCGUAACUGUAACGAGCGCAUUGCAUUGACCAACGACGACACCAUUUCACAACCUCUUAUAAUGAUCCGAAAUUAUACAAUUGAGUCAUAUGAGGAAUUACACUGUCAAAUUCGUGUGACCGCACCAGAAAGUUAUCGCGUCAAAAUUCAAAUGCGGAAUCUAUAUAUCAAUCCAGUUGAAUGUGUGGACAAGAGAUGUGAACAGUGCAAUUACUUAGAGAUCAUUGAAGCCGCGCAAACAAUGGGUACCUCCAUUUCAAUGGGGAAAUUUUGCACGAAAGAUGGCACCAAAAGAACGCUGGUGACCUCCGAUGAGCAUGCAUUACUACAAUUUAGUUUUAUUAAGGCGGGAAAUUAUACACUCGAACUUGUUUUGGAAAUGGAAAAGCCUGUAUGUGCCGGACCCAGCGAACUAGACUUGGGGCCUGAAAAGGAGCUAACUAUACAAUUUCCGCCUAAUAAUGGGUCCACAUAUCCUGCUAAUGCACACUGCCUUUGGCGCAUAAAAUCGGCAACAGAUUUUCAAAUUCAUUUUGAAUACCUGGUCUUACAGACGCCUUCUGCUGAGACGGGCAAAUGCGUUGACUAUCUUCGUGUAGCCCAAUAUACGACUUACUUAGAGGAAGAGGAAAAUUAUUGCGGAAAUGCCACGGGCUUUACCAAAUAUAUAACUGCUACUACUAGAAAUGAAAGUGAUUUUACCGAACUCACUUUUCAUAGCGAUGACUCCGUAGAGGAUAAAGGCUUUAAAAUAUCAAUUUCCAGUCAACAAUCUUGCAAUCGCACGUAUACAAAACUCAGCGGAAAUAUCGAUUUCAAUGGAAGUGGGGAACGAAAUCAAACUUGCGUCCAAAAUAUUGUGUUACCAGACAGUUUCAGCAUUAACUUAUAUGUGCUCAUAUUUAAUACACAUUCUGCAGAAAGCAAUUGCUCUAAGCCAAAUUUCCAGGUAACUGACACCUCAGUUAAUAAAACUUUACGGACUCGAUGUAUCUCCUACUAUUACGAUGAGCACCUUCAAACAAACUCAAGUGCAAUUAGAAUAAAUACCAGGAACUUUGAUCAAUUAAAUAUAUUUUACUUUGCCAGCAAAAAAUCCUCGGGCGUAGGUUGCGGCGGUGAGAUACAUACAAUGAGCGGUGAUAUUUCGAGUCCUUCUUAUGCGCACCGAAACUUUUCUGAGUGCCGUUGGGAUAUAAGUGUUCCUGAACCAAAUCGCUUGGAACUAUAUUUUAGAACGUUUGACAUGGGUUCAAAGGUAAACUGUGACUUGGAUUAUGUAAAUAUCAUUGAAAUUUCAACCGAUGGAGAAGAGAAGGUAGCGAAAAGUAUAUGCGCAAACCAGUACAUGAAUCGCUUCCUUCCGAAAACAAGCAGAAUAGCGGUUGUUUCGAAAAAAUCACCAAACUUUGAUGGAAAUGGAUGGAUGCUGAACUUCCGAAAGAUAGUUAACUAAAAUAUUAUCGUAAUUUCAAUAAAAUAAGUAUACAAUUACCGCAGACACAGAACAAUAUAUUAUGGAAUAAACAAAAAAGU